GGCCAUGUAACAGCAGCGGCGGCUGCAGCGGCUGCGGCGGCGGCGGCGGCAGCCUCAGAAUACACAGUAAGUCCCCACGACCUGUCGCCUUCUAACAUUGCCGCAGCACGUUCCUCCUCGGAGGCCAUCCCCGUCAGUGUGAGCACCAUGAUCGACAGCAGUGAGUUCCGCUCCCAGAUGGGCGAAGCAGCCACCUACCAGACUUUGAACGGCCGGAUGAGUCCCGGCUACAGCCCCAACAACAGUUACGCCACCCUGACGCCACUGCAGCCUCUGCCGCCCAUUUCCACCGUGUCGGACAAGUUUAGCGCUCAUCACGUUCCCCCAACGUCGAACGUCAGCGGCAGUUUUACACUGAUGCAAAAUAAUGGACUAGGAAUGGACAUGAACUACCGUUACGAUAAACUGACCAGUAUGGGUAUGAGCAUGGGCACAGCCCUGGGUGGCAGCCCCAUGUCCUCAAUGAUGGCUAGCAACGGCUACCAACAAGGGCUAAGCUCGUACGGGUAUGGCCACGGCCAGAACGGGCUCCAUUCGCCCAAGCCCGAACCGAAAAUGGUUUCCCCUACCAACUACGAAGCUUAUCGAAGCAGCCUCGGCGCACCACCACCAAGUUCUUCGAGGCUUCCCUCACCUAGUGGCAUGAUGCCGACCCCGUCAUCUAUGAAUGGUUUGCAAACUUCAGUGGCCACUUCGUCCCCUCACAGCCAUCACAGCAUGAGUCCCCAGCGCGAGCGACCAUCUACGUCCUCUAGCUCGUCCGAAUCUCAACAGUCGUCAUCUAAUAAAGAAGUGGAAGAAAUUAACACCAAGGAGUUAGCACAAAAGAUUAGUAGCGAACUGAAAAGGUACAGUAUCCCACAGGCUGUGUUCGCUCAGAGAGUGCUGUGUCGGAGCCAAGGGACCCUCAGCGAUCUGUUAAGAAACCCUAAACCCUGGAGCAAACUUAAGUCCGGACGUGAAACUUUUCGGAGAAUGUGGAAAUGGUUACAAGAACCCGAGUUUCAAAGGAUGUCGGCUCUUAGACUUGCAGUAGGUUUCAGUGGAUACAAUCAAACAGAUCAGGGGGAGACUACUACACAUUGCGAGGAUACUGUCAGCCUAUUAGCGAAACAGUGCGAGUCUGUGGAUUUACCAAGCGGUGUGUCUUAUCGGCCCUCUGUUAGCCCCUACAUAUGCACAAGACGAGAUUUUGUAGGGGAGGUGCGCAGUCAUUUGAAUCAAAGCCAGUAUAUUACUGGUACUUAUUUUAUCGACUCUCAAAAUGAUGAAAAGCAAAAAUCAACCCCAUCAGGAUUUGAACUCAGAACAGUGAGGUACUGAACUAUACAUGGGAAAAAGAAAAGAAAAAAAUAAAGAAAAAAACACAAAAAGAAUAUGUAAACAAAUAUAUAUAAAAAAAAAACAAAGACAAAAUAUGCACUCUACUCUGUUGGUUAUCCUCCCCUCUUCCUUCCCGCACAGACAGUGAUGUUAUCCUUGGUAGAUUUGCUGAGUCCUUAUGUGUCCUGACAAACCAGACAGACUGAAAAUGCGUGUGUUAUUCUUAGGCGUUUGAUUGGUUACUACCUCCAUGUCAUAAGUGUGCUUGGCAGGACUGAUCUCUGCUACUACUUAACAACUGAAACAACAACAACAACAGCAACUUUUUGUGGACAUAAGCAUCGCAUUGGAUAAACACUUCUACAAAUGCAGACAAAUUGUUUGCGAAUUGUUCAAAUCCGUAUUUCAUGGUUGGAUGAGGUACUCUUUAGCUUCAGCCUAUAAAAAGUGUGUCUGAAUAGGACUAUUUUUAUCACUUGGUCAACCAAUUUAAAUAGCCGAGUCUUUUACCGAAAGAUCCAAAGCAAUUCCUGCAUUGUUUUUUGUUUCUUAAUUAGACAUGGAUAGUCUAUUUAUUUAUUUUGUGUUGUGUUGUGUUGUGUGUAUAGGGUAAUUCUACCCGACUCAGCAACAUUGUAACACAAGCAUUUAUUCUGUUGACACAGUCACCUGGAGGAAUAGAAGACAAACGGGUCAGGAUAUAAUUCGAACCCUCACAUUAUAUUCUGAUGUCUUUAAAUAUCUAUCAAGUAUUUAGUCCAGAACUUUGCUGCUUUUUUCUCUUUCUGUUUCAUUUUUUAUUUCUUCUUCUGCCGGCAUGCUGUUCUCGUUUCAUAAAAUUAUUGAAACUAGAAAUGGGUUUUCUUGGAAUGUACACAUAUAGAUGUUUGGCAGCAGCAGCAGCAGAACAAUUCAAAUAACGAUCCUAACUGAAGUUAUUAUGAUGAAGAAUUCUGUUAUAAAUAAAACUGAAGGAGUGUAAUUUGUAGAGAAAGUGACAUGAGUUGGACAUUGGGCCUUGUGCAAGGAGUAGUGGCUUAGGUCUCGAACCAUGGCUCCUAUAUUGUCACAGUCUUAACACACAAGAAACGAAGGAGAGCAAAAAGAAACUGUGGGUGCCUGUAGGGGUAAGAUAUAAAAUCAAUUGAAGUCUUCGUCAUUUAACUCUUCUGUAUUAAUAAAAGCCUGACUUGGAAAGUUAACUUCAAUAUUGGCUUUCUCGUUUUGUUUACUCAACUUGAUGGUGUUCUACAGCAACUACAACAGAUUAAGAAACAAUGGGUUACAGACAUUGAGACACAAAGUUUGCUUGUUUCAACAAAGAAGAAAAUCUGCCAUCAUUAUCAUCAUCAUCAUUACAAUCUUCUCAUGAACAACUUGCUUCAUAAAAAGGAUACCUUUGUUUUGGUUUUUGUUUUUUUGUUAUUUUUGCAUUGCUGAGACUGGCUCCAGUAAUUUGUCUCACCCAUCUCUCCUCUCUCCUUUUUUUUUUAAUGAGGAAACUCUCUAGAAAAUCCAAAUAAAUAUUCACCCAUGAUGGAAUAUUGCUCUGACAAAUUGAGGCAACCAGCGUAAUACCAGUUAUUGAACUUGUGAUAUUUUAAGUAACAUUCAGCAGAAGGACAUCCUUCUUCUAUUUAGUCAGAAAUAAACUCUCUGUCCUUCUCUCUCUCUUUCACUGCAAGCCAUCAUGGCUUCCUACAAGUCAUCAUGUUAUCUGCUCUUAGUAUUCUAUAAAGACGAAAAAAAAAAAAAAAGAAAUUGCUGGCUGUGAACCCAUCUGCACAUAAAAAGCCAUUGUCACUGGAUAAUGUGAUUCCUGACAACAACUAUAUCUGGAAAUGAUGAGAUGGUCAUGUUUGGAACACUUUUGAUCAUAGUUCUGCUAAAUCAGGGUUGUCCUGAGGUUAAGCAACAACAACAACUGCCACUGUACCUACAAACAAAGGCUGGAGCCCUUAUCUGAUCAUUUGUCCUCUAGACAGAGCAGUUUCCCUCAAAUUUACAUCAUAUCAUGAAAACAGAUUGACACAUUAGAUAAUGUAGUCCAAGAGACAAUAUGGGAAAACAAGAUGGGAUGGUCAUGGCAGGAACAGUUGACUUGAUGUUAAAUAACAACAACCACCACUGUGCUUAUGAGCCAAAGAUGAAGCCCCUACACACUCAUUUGCCUGCUAGAAAUAGUGAUCAAAUCUUCCUCAAAUGUACAUCAUAUCAUUGGUAAAAAAAAAAUUGGACACAUUAGAUAAUGUAGUCCAAGAGACACUAUGCCUGGAAAACAAGAUGGGAUGGUCAUGGCAGUAAAUCCUUUGAUCCACAGAUCUACUCAAUCUGGACUAACCUGGGACUAAACAACCACUGUAUACUGUGUUUCUCACCAACAUCCUUUCAUUAACCAAUCAACCAAGCACUAUGUUACAUCAUUCUUGGGAACAGCUACGUCAUGGAGCUAAGUUCUCCCCCCCCCUCACCCCUACUAUGUGACCAUUGAGUACAUAAAAAAAAUCUAAUUUUGCAACUGCCACAUGGGACAGACUUUCAUUCAUUCCUUUACCAUUCUGAUCUGUAGAGACCACCCAAUGUGAUGGGUAAAUGUUCCUUCUCAGAACAAGCUGAUAAAAUAAAAAAACUACAGGAAAAUAUUCUAAUCUA
Molecule: messenger RNA, 3975 nt
Organism: Octopus bimaculoides (California two-spot octopus)
Lineage: Eukaryota; Metazoa; Mollusca; Cephalopoda; Octopoda; Octopodidae
Product: hepatocyte nuclear factor 6
Biological process (GO): regulation of transcription by RNA polymerase II
Cellular component (GO): nucleus
Molecular function (GO): RNA polymerase II cis-regulatory region sequence-specific DNA binding; DNA-binding transcription factor activity, RNA polymerase II-specific
Source: RefSeq, a predicted model, not a curated record